Priapulus caudatus is the source of this 5712-nucleotide messenger RNA. RefSeq names its product trithorax group protein osa-like. NCBI's taxonomy places the organism in Eukaryota, Metazoa, Priapulida, Priapulimorpha, Priapulimorphida, Priapulidae. The transcript is spliced from 5 exons. The coding region runs from base 37 to 1032 and encodes 331 amino acids. The record is from RefSeq and is a predicted model, not a curated record.
GGCAGGACCGCUUCCCCACGCGCCGCGCCGAAUGCCAUGCAGUUCGUGCCACCAGGUGGCGACGCGCUCCUGUCGCCAAACGGCGUGCCACCGGGCGGCCAGCCGCCAUCUUCCAUGACCCCGCCGAUGCACGUAGGUCAGCAGCUGACGCCGCCGAUACACAGUGCACCGUCGUACAGCAUGCAGAUGGACGGACGGCACUUCAACUUCGAGACGGCGCAGAACUACCAGAUGUACAAUCAACAUCCGGGCAUGGACGCGAGAGGGAACGGCCGCAUGCAGCCGACGUCGCAGGCUGGGCCGCUGGCGUCGACGUCCGAGUACGUGAGGCAGGAGCUGAGAGCCCUCUGCAACAACCGCACGCAGCAGCAGGCCCAGUACAGCCAGCAGACGCAGGGCGCGCCGCCGACUCCCGGCGGGCCGCACACGCCCACGCAGCAGCACGAAGGAGGGCCGCCCACCCCGCGGCAGCAGCAGCAGCAGCAGCAUCCGGGCGCGCACCCGCACGCGCAGCAGCAGCAGCAGCAGGGGCAGGCGCAUGUGCAUGGUUCUGGCCCGCCCACGCCCCGCACUCCGCUCACGCCCACCCAGCCACAGUUCCAGCAGCAGCAGCAGCAUCAGAAUGACCUUGCCGACCUUGACAGCCUUCUGCAGGACCUUGCGGAUCCGUUCGGAGACGCGGCCGCACCGACCUCUGCUUCGUCCUCCGUGUCCUCGGCAGAGGGCAGUGCAGUGCAGCAUGUGAGAUGCGAGGCCAAGCAAAGAUACGCUCAGUUCAAGCAACUUUCAAUAUCGAAAAUGGAUGACCUGCCGGAAGUGAAGGCGACCAAUUUGUUUCGCAACCAGUUGCUGUGCUCGCCGCCGCCAACCACCACCAGCUCUGCGGGCAUGUCGAAGAUGAGCGCUCGCUCGAUGAGCGAGUCUGGCAUGCCCACUGUCAGGGUUCAGGGGCCUUCCAGUCCACGGCCCGUGCCGGAUCACAAACACCAGCAGGAGAAGAAGAGCUUGUUGCAGAAGUUACUCAGCGAGUGAGAGAGCACGCGCGCCGCCGCCGCCGCCGCCGCCACCGCCGCACAUACGAGCGAGCUAGAGAGCGGGCGCACGGACAGAUGUGAGUGCACGCCCGCUCGCUCGCCAGCUGUCGUACAGCGGGAGGACGAGAGGAAUCGUCCGAGACGGCGGCGUGUGGUCCCCGUGUCGGCGAGCGACCGCGGUGGAGGCUAGGGGGGCGCUGCGAGAGAGGUGGGCGGACCGUGGCGCGGUGAACAGACCCCUGCCGCCGGCUCCGCCUGGUGGUCGCCGUCCGAGAUGCCGGCCAGUGUGGCGUGGCCGAGGAGAGCUGCGACUGACCGUGCUGCUCUGCGUGUUGAUUGGAGAACCCAGCGAUACUGUAUGGUACCGGGAGCAGCCCGAUACUGUUCGGUACCAUGGGCUGCCCAAUACUGUACGGUACCGUGGGCAGCCCGAUACUGUUCGGUACCGUGGGCAGACCGAUACUCUUUGGUACCGUGGGCAGCCCGAUACUGUUCAGUACUGUGAGCAGCCCGAUACUGUACGGUACCGUUGGGAGAGAAAAGCCGGCCAGUACCAAAUUGCUGGCAGGUUCUACACACAGAGACAGCACUGCAACAAGUUUUCACCAACGCUGCGUGGCCGUGGAUCCUAGGGACGACCGCCUCUGAGCUGACCAAUGCUUUGUGGCCUAGUGCUCUCCAUUACUGCCCCAUCACCGCAAGGCCAAGGCCUCACCAUCACUGCCUGUUAUUGCGCACAGUGGCCAGUACUUAGCACGUCUUAUUUUGGGGGGCUCCGAUCAGACCUGAUAUGAAAAACAACAAUAUGUAGGUGGAUGCGUUUUACACUUGUAUUUUACGUUUAUAUUUACUAAGUUUGUAACGAGAUUUCGCAGUGAGAGAGCAGAGAAAGAGGUGAGGGGGUGGAUGGGAUGGUGUAAGAGAUUGGCAGAGAACGAGAUAUUGGGGUGGAGAGAGACAGAGAGAGAGAGAGCGAGAGAGAGAGAGAGAGAGAGAGAAGAAAGAAAAAGAAAGCAAUAGAAAAAAAAAGAGAAAGACAUCUUCACGUCUGGGUCAUGCAAAUGUAUUUCAAGCAGUCAUCUUCCGAUAGUACAUUGAGAACGUUUGCACACACACACGGGGUUCAUUUCACGUGUGUGUGCGCGUGCGUGCGUGCGUGCGUGCGUGCGUGCGUGCGUGCGUGUGUGUGCACGCGGCACGUAGCAACGAGCUUGGGGCUGAUUUCACGGCCGUGUUUCCUUUCCGUAGGGAAUUUCUAUGUCGUGGUUAGGUAAUCCUGUGUGGCCGCAGCAGCCGCCGCGUUUUAUCUGUCCAUACUCUGUCGUCGUCGAUGUGUAGAGGUGUGUGCCGUGUUUGUUUCACGCGCGGCCUCGGGCUGUGUGAAGACCGAGAGCGAGCGAGUGAGGCGGGGCAGCCACGCUGCCUUCCCAACCCUCCUUUAACCCUUUGUCAUUCUCGUGCGACAACUUCCCUGUGACAGGUGUCAGGUGACAGUACGCAGGUGUCACUAGACGACACUGCACGCACAUCUCUCCGCGGUUUAGAGAGCGGAAGUACUUUUCUCGUGCGCGGGUGGUUUUACCGGCGCCGUGUCCAUUGUUAGGUGUUACUAGCUCCGCUUAGCUUCUGCCUUCGUCGACGUUGCUGUGAGAGUCGCUGUAGUAGUGGUAGAGGCCUCUGUGUGGCUGCCUCGAACGCCACGCGGCAGCCUAGGUUUUACGUUGUGCCCAGCGCUGCACUUUUAACACCCUACUCUGGCGGCGUACAACGAAUGUCAGGCAUGCCGCUUUCGAUGAACACUAGUUGUGUAUUCUGUUCACUAGAGGGCAGCAUCACAUAGCCGGCACAACCGUAAAAGUCACGCCCCCUAUCAAUUUUAGACCGGUGCGUCGUUGCUAGUACAUUACACAGACACCCGCCCAACCCCCCACCCCCACCCCCCACUCACCACCACCUCUACUGCCUCUCCUUCAUGCACUUGCUUAAUGUGGCACCCCCUACUGGCUGGUGCAAUCACACAGGCGUGCAUCGUCUUUUCUUCAUCUGAUGGCCUGAUCGGUGAUGGUUACAGAUCAUGAUAUACAUAAUGUGAGCAACUCUACUCAGGGGCUGUGACGCAGUUUUGCUGUUCAAACACAAUAUUAACUAUCUUAUCAUCGGCGACAUACGCCAUGCAUCCAGUACAUUUUGAAGCUUGCGUGCGUGCGUGCGUGCGUGCGCGUGUGUGUAAAUACUACUAUUUCGUAUAUCGUGUUGUGUGCAUGUACAUAGCAAUAUGAGUGAGGGAGGGUCAGCAUUUGUCGUGCGAGAACCGCAGUGCGUGGUGUGCAUGGCACACGACACGCGUGGAGCAGUGAUAUGGGCACGCACGCGCGUUCUUGAAAACGGUGGUCGUGUUUGGGGGCGGAUUCCAGUGUAGAGACACGUGCGUGCGUGUCGGUGUCACCGUGGUUCCGGGUUUUGCGGUGGGCGUAACUACAGCCGUUUCUGCCACCAUUUUGAGGGAGUUUGCAACACAGCUGCUCACUUGUUGCGUGAUCCUGACGCCGGGGCCCCUGUUGCGUAUCGGUUUUAAAUGAUGAGAAACGGUCUCUACUCAACGCAAUCAUUGCGGUGCGAGACCGCAGUAAGAUGGGUAUAUAAAUGACAUUUAUAACAAUGUAAUAGUCAUUGUAUUUGAUAGAGAAAAAUAUCGCUAUACUGGAGUGUGUGUGAAAGUAAUAUAAGUGGAGGCAAACGUUUCGGUGUAAAUCGGUGGUUUCGCACAUCCAUCGAGGAAAAUGGGGCGUAGUGUACAUGGUGAGUUCUAGACGGCACCAUAUUUGUGUACAUGUUUAUUUUUGCCCUCAAAGAAACCUUACAGAAACUUCUUGUGAUUUGUUUCCAGUGAUGAAAUUGGUUGAAAAAUGUGUAAAUACCAUAUUACGUAUGAAGUACUUUAUACAUGAAUAUAUACUAGCCGUGUUAAGGUUUAUGGAAGCUACAUAUAUAUCGUGUGCAGACAACUCAUUCCUUCUGUUGUUGUUUAGAGCAAACUUGUGUUGUUGCCAAGCAUGUUACCAUGGCAACAGCUGCAGCAGAUGCUCUUGAGCUUUUGACGAAUACUGUUUUUGUUUUCAUUUUCGUUUGUGCAAUACAAAUUCUAUUAUAAAUUCUUAGGUGAUAUAUAACAUCCAAAGUUUUUUUAGGCGUUGGAUGUAAUGGAAUGUGUAAACUCAUUAAAAAUAUGCCGGUUCUGCUUUGAUUACAUUAUUGUGAAUCCUUUUACAAGACAAACUUUUAGAAAUUGGAACAAAAUAAUGUUCUCCCAUACCAGUGUGGGUUUUAUUAUACGUUUGGCAUGUAGCAGGUACAUGCUGGAUUAUCGCGAGGUAUUCUAUGACAUCAUCCCGUAUAUACGAGAAAGAGAGCGCGCGCGCUAUUGUUGUGUUUUUAAUGCAGAGCUGUGCCGGUUUUCACUACAGUGCUAUUAUCGAUUUUGUGUUAUUUUUCAUUUUUAGUUAGUACUACUGUAAUGUAAUGCUAAUGUAGCACAUUAUACGUUUAUAGUGUGCGAUUUGGUUUUCCCAGUCAACAGCUGAAGGCAGGCCAAGAUGUAGAAUAAAAAAGAUUGGAAAUCUGUAUGGUUUAUGUAAGCAUAUGUGUUCGUGUACACACACACACACAUAUAUAUAUAUAUAUAUAUAUAUAUAUGUAUACGACAUAUAUAGGUAUAUAGUCAAGAAAACCUAGAAUGGAGAACAGAAUAAUAUGAGUGAGGAUGGCAUGCAACGUGUGGCAUGGUUUCCUGUUGUUGCGUCGCAGCCAGCAGCAGCAGCACACAUGAUAUAAUAACUACUGACAAUGUCGUCUCAGUGUAGCUGUGUAUUCCUAUCCACGUCUUGUGUUAAAUUCUUUCAAGGUUAUGGAUGAAGAUGAAUCGGUGGAUGAUGGGUCGUGUUGGCAACAAGAUCAUGUGUAUUCUAUUCUGUUCGCUGUAUUAUGUUGUCUUGAUAAUAUAUAUUCUGCUCCCUGUAAGUGGUUAAAAUACUCGAUCAGCCUCAAAUGUUGCAUCAACCAGAGUUUGCGUGCGUGUGUAAGUGUGUGCGUGCGUGCGUGCGCGUGCGUGUGUGAGUGAGUGCGCAAGAGCACGGCCAGUGGCUGUUAUUACCUGCUUGCGUGGAGACAGCGGAAAUGGCGAUAGCUUAUGGGUGUAGUAAUAUUAUUGUAUAGCUGGAGCAUUGUGACUAGUAGGCGGUCAAGGCAAUGGACGAAGGCCCGAAACACAAGGACUUGUUUCUCCCAAGAAUUUCUUUUCCCUCUGUAUGAUUUUUUGCCUAGAGAUUAUGCGCAUCUGCCUGCCAUUGAAGACGAUUCUGUGGUUCCAUCGCACCUGGAUGUAAAUACUAGAAGGUUUUUGAAUUAGUACGCCCUGCUAAACGCUUUAAAUAGGAUGUCAGCGGCUACUCGGUCUGUGUUAUACCCAUUGUAUGGAUUUGCUCAAUUGUCCUGUACAGGCGGCCGCUGUGGGUUUGUGUACCAACGCCCUCUAUGGGCUUGGACCAGAAGCUCCACAGGUGUGUUUAUAGAGAUGUAAUAUUUUAGUAAAUAUAUGUUUAAUUUGGAGAGGUGUUGCACUUUAGAAAUUUGGGUAUUGUGUUAAAAUACUGACAGGAAAUAAAGAUUUAUGAUAUUAGUA